This is a messenger RNA of Colletotrichum orchidophilum, 735 nucleotides long. RefSeq lists its product as uncharacterized. The coding region runs from base 1 to 735 and encodes 244 amino acids. NCBI's taxonomy places the organism in Eukaryota, Fungi, Ascomycota, Sordariomycetes, Glomerellales, Glomerellaceae. The transcript is spliced from 5 exons. The record is from RefSeq and is a predicted model, not a curated record.
AUGGCCCUGUCUCUGACUUCUGCCCCGUUCAACCUGCCGAAUCAUCAUCUAUCAACUCGGGCUGCUUUGGCAGUGGCAAAUAUCAACCUUGAUGCUGUCCAUGUCGAUCGCGGUGUGAGCCCGAGAGAAAUUCUGAGCACUUUUGAUGACCGAUCCGAGGGCACCGGAUUUGCUGAUGCACUCUGGAACGACCCGACGAACCAGGAUCUCGUGAAGGCUUUCAUGACCAACGACUUUGUUUGGUAUGCUGCUCAGCACCCAGACGCAGAAGUCCUCCCACACUAUCAAGCAUAUGGGCUGCAAGACUAUUUCUAUCUCAUCGACUAUAUAGGCUUCAAAGCUCUUCGAUUGAACACCAUACCGGGCGACGAUUGGGACUCCCUUCAGAGAGAAGCCAAAGGCCUCGCAGGCAGUGUUGAUUGGGUCAACGAUUGGCGAAACACUCUUAUCAACGACUUGCGGUUGACGCCUGAAGAAAUUACUCAAGCAGAGAGAUCGGUGGCCGAGUUGGCAUACUCCAACGUUCUCCAGAGACAUACGUCCAUCGACGAUUGGUUUGAUCUUCACGUCAUAAUGAUUCCUUGCGUCUACGGAUGGCCCAAAUUGGCCAAAGCCGUUUACGAUGACCCAAAGACUCUGAACGACACCAUCUUCUACAACACUUGGGUCAAACCUAAUAUGGAUACAUCGUCCUCAGACAAACUUUCAGGUGCGCUCACGACAUUCCUUCCAUAG